CGCACAUUUCAUCAUGGCGAGCGUUGCAUCAGCCACGAACGCACCAUCAUCUCAAGAGGAACUUGAGAAUAAUGGUAUGGCUGGCAAUGCCUCUAGCUUUAAGGCCUCAGACACUGUGAUACAGUUAGCACAGACCCAUAAGCCAAAACCUGACCCAAAUGGCCUGGUGUUUGGGACGCUCUUCACUGACCACAUGCUGACCAUUGAGUGGAUUCUUGAGGAAGGCUGGCAGAAGCCACACAUCCAGCCUUUUGGGAACCUGUCCAUACAUCCAGGCUGCUCUGCCCUGCAUUACUCUGUACAGCUUUUUGAGGGUAUGAAGGCGUACCGGGGGCCAGAUAGCAAAGUGCGUCUCUUCAGACCCAUGAUAAACAUGAAGCGGAUGCUGAAGUCCGCCCACAGGGCCUGUCUGCCUAGUUUUGAUGGUGCAGAGUUGUUGGAGUGCAUCAGGAAGUUGGUGGAGGUGGAUCAGGAUUGGGUACCUCACUCAGACUCUGCCAGUUUGUACAUCCGUCCCACCUUCCUGGGCACAGAGCCCACCCUUGGUGUCAAGAAGCCCUCCAAGGCAUUACUGUUCGUCAUCCUCAGUCCUGUGGGCUCAUUCUUCAGCACGGGAGCUAAACCAGUGUCUCUGUGGGCUGACUCCAAAUACAUCAGAGCCUGGAGAGGAGGGACAGGCGACUGCAAGAUGGGAGGGAACUAUGGCGCAUCUAUCUAUGCUCAGUAUAAGGCAGUGGAUUACGGCUGUCAGCAGGUUCUGUGGCUGUACGGGGACGACCAACAGAUCACAGAGGUCGGCACCAUGAACCUUUUCCUCUACUGGAUCAAUGAAAAAGAAGAGGAGGAGCUUGCAACACCACCUCUAGAUGGCAUUAUUCUGCCGGGCGUUACACGGCAAAGCAUCUUAGAACUUGCUCGCAAAUGGGGUGAGUUCAAAGUAUCCGAGCGCUAUUUGACCAUGGCUGACCUGCGGCAGGCUCUGGAGGAAAACCGAGUGAGGGAGAUGUUUGGUUCUGGAACUGCUUGUGUUGUUAGUCCAGUUGGCAGGAUCUUGUAUCAGGGAGAGAAUCUGCAUAUUCCAUGUGAAGGAAGCUUUCCUCCACUUGCCUCCAGACUGCUAAAGGAGCUCACAGAUAUUCAGUAUGGACGGACCCCCAGUGACUGGUCUUACAUCGUAUAAAAGAACCUCACCGAUGUCAACGUACACAAACUCUUCAAGACAUUUAAAACAUGCACAUCGUACAAAAAAAAGCUUUAUUUGUGGGUAUAUGGAAUAAUUACUUGCCACGUUCAUGUAUGUUUUGUUUUGUACAAAGUUUACCAGCUAACUAAAACCUAGUCUAGCAAUAAUAUGUUGCUCUUUAGCAUAUUAAUCCACUGAGAUGCCUCCUCAUAGUCACAGUUUAUUCUAAUCAUCAGAAACCAGCAAAUCACAGUUGGUGACCAACUGCUUUGUUAAAACUAGCUAAAAUUGCUGUUAUAUGAGGUAUAUGAGAUAUUUCCACACUGUAUAGUUAGAUUCAACAUUCAGUGGAACUAUAAAUGUACUUCACUAUUGAUGCUGUUAGUAAUAUGCAAUUACUGUAUCAUUGCACAAGCUCUUUAAACUUAUGGAAGACAUUUAUAGAUAUUUAAGAUAGUAUGUUAUUGUGGUAGAAAUUUAUUUUUUAAAAACGUUUGUAUUUUUUGAUUUAAUUGUUAUAACAUAUUUAACAUUUUGAAAGAACAUGUUAACAUGUUUAACAUCUAAAAAAAUUUUAAUGUUGUAAUGUUUAAUUUUAGCUGAUAAUAGUAGUUAGUAACAGAUGAUUUUU
Messenger RNA from Sinocyclocheilus rhinocerous, 1814 nucleotides. It is a transcript of the gene bcat1, whose product is annotated as branched chain amino-acid transaminase 1, cytosolic. Gene Ontology annotation, cellular component: mitochondrion. The record is from RefSeq and is a predicted model, not a curated record. Bases 14 to 1180 code for a protein of 388 amino acids. Gene Ontology annotation, biological process: L-valine biosynthetic process; L-leucine biosynthetic process. The transcript is spliced from 11 exons. NCBI's taxonomy places the organism in Eukaryota, Metazoa, Chordata, Actinopteri, Cypriniformes, Cyprinidae. Gene Ontology annotation, molecular function: branched-chain-amino-acid:2-oxoglutarate transaminase activity.